UAUCCUAUGGGGUGGAAAUAGGCUUCCACAAGGUGCCAGGCUGCCCACAGCCCCCAUUAGCAGAUUCCAACAUUGAGGUUAAACGUUCGGAGGGAGCUGUUGGUGGAGUCACUGAGGGCUCUCACGUAGAGUCUACAAGAGGCUGAGGCUCUUUGAGCCACCACCAGACUCUGCUUCGGCCAGGACAAGCCCGGGAAUGCAUGCAGUCUGCAGCCCAGGACCUCAGCGGGCACAGCGCUGCUCGCUGUGGGAUCACCUCCAGUCCAGUCAGAGCCUGGGGCCAAGGCACACAGUGGGGGCUCUCCUGGGGCCCCUGCGGGGCCAGAGGCACCAAACGAGCCUGGAGUCACGGGAGGCGGUGCAGAUACCCGCAAGGGGAGUACCAUGCAAAGUUCUGGAGGAAAUGGAUGUAAUUAAGAGUUCCCAAUCAGUCUGUUACUGCUACAACCAACUUGCCCAAAUGGAAUGGAAAUACAUUUGGUCAACCAUCCAGGUGAAAAUUACCAGCUCAGACAUGCUCAGCAUUGUCUUUCCCAUAGAAGAACAUAAUUGUCAGCAUCCAGAAACUAUCCUUGCUUUUAUCAAGUGUACAAUUCAUAUCUUUGGGAAACCAAAGGAAUCUAAUGAUAUAACCAUUAAUAUUAAUCCAUAUAAGAAGUCCAUGUGUUUCUAUGUGAAGUCUGCCAAAAAAAUAUUUGCCUAUACAUUGAGGGUGAAUCGAAACAUUGUGGAUGCAAAACUCUUUCUUGUGUUUGUGAUAGGGAUAUUCCUGUUCUUUAAAGCAAAGACCUUGAGUAGGAGUACUGUUUUCUAUUAUUCUGCUGGAACUGUGCUGGGCAUUCUUAUGACCUUAGUCUUUUUCCUGCUGUUCAUGAGAAGAUACAUUCCCAAGUAUAGCACCUUUGGGGCCCUCAUGGUUGGUUGUUGGUUUGCUUCGUUUUACCUCGUAUGCCAGUUAAUGGAAGAAAUAAAGUGGCUCUGGUAUGAAAACAAAACGUAUAUAUUAGGCUACAUUCUGACCAUGGGAUCAAUCAGUUUUGCUGCCUGUUAUAGACAUGGGCCGCUUGUCAAAGAAAGGAGCAUAAAUGUCUUGAUGUGGACGCUGCGGCUUUUAUCCUUGGUCAUGGUUUACUUUGGCGUCACCACAGCCCAGGUUGCCUAUGCAGUGAUGGUUCUCCUGAUUUCUUCUCAGGGUCUACAUUAUCCAUUCAGAGCUUUCUUUUGUAUGGGCAGAAAAGUCAAGGAGUAUUAUCAAUCAAAGAGGCUGGUGAUCAAGCACAUUACUGAAGAAGAAUAUAGGGAGCAAGGGGAAAUCGAGACAGCCAAAGCGUUGCAGAGGUUGCGCGAGUUUUGCCACAGCGCAGACUUCCCAUCGUGGUUAACGGUAUCCAGACUGCAGUCCCCGAAAAGGUUUGCAGAGUUUGUUUUGGGAGCAAGUCACCUGUCAGCUGAAGAAGUCAGAGCCCAUGAAGAACAGUAUGGCCUCGGAGGCUGGUUCUUGGAAGAGCAGCUCUUUAGCCCUGGCAGUUCCCAAGAGCCCCGUCCACAAGACGAUUACCUUCAGGAACAGGAAGUAGUUGAAAUGCAGGGGGUGUAUCAAAGAGAGGAGGAACCAUUGUAGGGAAACUGAGACCUCAGCAAUUUCCCUGGAAUACAGAUGGGUCCCCAGGGAAAGGGAAAUUAAACAUUAUAAAUAUC
Vombatus ursinus (common wombat) is the source of this 1698-nucleotide messenger RNA. It is a transcript of the gene NEMP2, whose product is annotated as nuclear envelope integral membrane protein 2. Lineage: Eukaryota; Metazoa; Chordata; Mammalia; Diprotodontia; Vombatidae. Bases 197 to 1621 code for a protein of 474 amino acids. The record is from RefSeq and is a predicted model, not a curated record. The transcript is spliced from 9 exons. Gene Ontology annotation, cellular component: nuclear envelope.